AUGGCGAUGAUAGCAUUUUCUAUUCUCAUUGUCCUAUUACUUCUAAUCAGUGCUUUUCUAAUUUAUUUUAAUGUCACAAGGCUUAGAAAAAAUCAGAAACUUGAAGAACUUGUGAAGAGAAAAACUUCGAAAAAAAUUGGAUUCGGGAUUUUGGCACUUUUGCUAAUUGUUAUUGUUUUGAGUGGAAUUGCGAUUUAUUUUUGGGAAAAUCGGGUGGAAAAUGAUGGGAUUUUGAUGAAUUCCAGUGAGAAGAUCAAAAAUGCACAAAAAACUUUGGAAACUAUUGAUUUCCCGUCGGCUCGAACUCGGAAGUUGUUGGAAACUUUUAAUGAUACAAUCGUCGAGAAAAUUGGAACGCAAACUGAAUUAAAACUAGCGAUGAAAGUAAGUUUUCUCUAUGGAAAAUGCUAUGGAAAAUUAAUUUUUCUCCUAGAAUUUGACAGAUUAUCGGAGAUCGAUUGAUACAGAAAUAUAUGCGUAUCACAAAAAAUAUGGAAAAAUCAUUGAGAAUCUGAAUCUCGGCGAAGACUGUCCACAAGAUGAGUAUGAUAUAUUGGGCGGCUAUUUAAAUGAAACAAAACCAAAAGUGAUUAAAGUUAUGUCAGAUGUGCAAUUAAAUGUGGGAAAAAUGUCUGAAAAUCUGGCAAUCAAGGCUAACGAUUUUCGGGUAUCAAAAAUGAAUGGAAGCAAAGCGAUAAUUGAGAAACAUAUCGGAAAUUUGACUGUAAGUUUUUUUUCAUAAAAUUAAAUUUGUUUCCGAAAAGUAAAAAUGUUAAGGUUGAAAUUGUUCAAGUUUACAAAAUCGUCAGAAACAUGGAAAAUGUUAUAAUCAAUUUUCUAAACUCAUCUAAAUAUAUCACAAUGAAUAAAAUGCUGUCAGAAAUCACAUUUAGCAUAAUAAUUGUGAUUUCUUCAAUUCUUCUCACAAUGAUUAUUAUCACAUUCAUAAUUAAGACAAAAAAUUGGCCAUAUUUUGUUACAACAAUUUUCGGAUAUAUUGGAUAUUUGUUGAUUUUCAUUAUCUCGAUUGCAGUUUUGAUUUGUAUGAUUCAUUUAGAAUCUAUAACUUCAAAUUGUCAAUUGGAUUCUAUUAAUGAAGAUUUGGAACAAUUCAACAAGUAAGAUAGCCACGUGAAAGAUGCACUAUGAUAUAUUUUUCGAAUUUUUUUCCAGAGAAUUGAAUAAUUAUUGCCCAUUGGAAAAUAGUUCAAUUUUUACAAUGCCAGAAGACAAUUUGCAUUUGUCAGAAUCUAUUCUUCAAAAUUUCAAAUCUGAAAUCAUUAUUCUCGAAACGGAAUUGACAAAAAUAGCAGAAGAUGGUUCGAAAGAAAUAUCAAAAGCGAUGGGAAACAAAUUCGAAAUUCGUCGUAAAAAACGCGAAACUAAUUGUCAGAUAGCCGAAAAAAAGACUGCUGAUUUGCUAUUCGAUAUAGAAGUAUUUAUGGAGAAAAUUUUGGAUUUUGAAGAUCUUUUUAGAAAAGAAAAAAGACCAAAUAUCAUGGCAAAAUUGAAUAAUAUUGGUGGAAAUAUGAAAAGUAUUCUAAAUGACACUUUGGAGAAUAUUACUGUAGAUGUGCAAUUAUCAAUUGACAAUAUUAAUGUGAGUUUUGAUUCGAAAACCAUUUUACGAAAAAUAUUUUGAUCACAGAAAAACAUCGAUUCGGAAGAAUUCAAGUGUUCAAAAAUACAAGUCUCGUUUUCUAGAAAGAAUAUUUGUGGAAUUUUAUUGGAUCAUAACUUGGCAGUUUCAAAAUACUCGUAUUUUUUGUUCGCAAGUUUAUUAUUGAUUGCGAUCUCUUCAUCAAUUUCUGCUUUUUGGGCUCAAUCGCUGUAUAAAAAUGCUGAAUAA
This is a messenger RNA of Caenorhabditis angaria, 1849 nucleotides long. The record is from the annotation of a GenBank genome assembly. Lineage: Eukaryota; Metazoa; Nematoda; Chromadorea; Rhabditida; Rhabditidae.